UUUGUGUAUAUAUAUAAAUAAACCUGUGUGUGGGCGUUGAAGCAUAGACGAGCCGAUACUUGAACCAUUGAAGCAAUUGGACGGGAAGCACGGGAAGCGGGUACGAGGGUUUGGAAAACUACUGCCAUGGCGGCUGACCGCUCCGAUGAUUUGGACCAACUCCUUGACAGCGCGUUGGAUGAUUUUCAGAAUCUCAAUAUCGCCUCUUCUGCUCAAAGCCGUGGUAACGAUGGGAAUGGCAAGGAACAGAAUUCUGGAUUGACUAGCGGAAGUGUUCAAGGGUUGGGGAUGGGCUUGCCUGAUCUGAAGGUCAAGAAGAAGGGUAAACAAAAGGUACCCAAGCAAGAUGCGCAUAUAUCUGAAGCGCUUGAUAAGCUGAGGGAGCAAACCAGGGAGGCUGUCAAAGGUUUAGAAUCUGUGGCAGGGCAGAGACAGUCAAUGGAUGGAGAGAACUUAGCUGGAGAUGCUAUGAUAGAGGAUUGGGUUAAGCAGUUUGAAGAACUUGCUGGCUCUCAGGACAUGGAGUCAAUUGUGGAAACCAUGAUGCGGGAUCUCCUAUCCAAGGAAGUCUUGCACGACCCUAUGAAAGAGAUCGGUGAGCGCUACCCAACAUGGUUGAACGAGAAUAAGGCAAAGCUAACAGAGGAAGAAUAUGCACGCUAUUCACACCAGUACGAGCUUAUUCAAGACCUAAACCGACUCUACGAAACUGAGCCAGAUAACUUCAAUAAAAUUGUGGAGCUCAUGCAGAAGAUGCAAGAGUGUGGCCAACCACCUAAUGAUAUCGUGCAAGAGCUUUCUCCAGAUCUCGAUCUAUCCAGUCUUGGACAGUUGUCUCCAGAGAUGUUGAAGUCGCAACAGAAUUGCUGUAUCAUGUGAAGAACAGGCACAAAUAAUAAAGGUAUGCUGCUGCUGCAUUAUGCAUUUUCCUUUCUUAAGAAGAGUUAGAGAACUUACUUUUGUACUCGUCUCCUUAACAUAUAUACUGUUUGAUUUGGAGUGGAGGGAUGGGAUGGGACGGGAUGUGCCUGAUUUCAUUUGAAACAUCUAAUAAGAUAUAUAACAGAUUCAAAGCUUUUUAUUAUUAUUGAUUGUAUUCAAAUAAUAAAUAAGUGCUACAUACAAAUACAAUGAUCUGAAAUUGAAUAAAUAAAUGAAUGGACGUAUGUAUGUGUGUAGUAAGUAUAUAGAAUAAAAUGGUUAAGCAUCUGCAGGAGCAAUCCAAUGCCUUCCGUUGACAAAACUCUUGGCGAGAAACGGAUGGGCCGUAUCGUAGUCGAGCUCCCGGGCCCAUGAUACCCCACGGACUUUUGCUGCUCCAGGCCCAUAGCAUUUAUACACUCCAAAAAAUACUGUCCUGCAGGAAGCAAUGAAGAAUGCAUUUAUAUUUAGGUUAGUGUUGUUUAAAAUAAUAAAAGUAUAAACUGGGAGUGCAGAACAGAACAGACUUGUUCUUGUUGCUGACGUGGUCCCAAUCGUCCCAUCCUCCAUGGGCAACGACGUCGUCGAAGUAGGUGUAGGAGAAGACAAUCCUGGAAUACUGGCCCAUAGCUCGGCCCACAUAAAGUGGGCCUGUUCCUGUAACUCUGCAGCCCAGAAAUGCGAAGCCGGUCUUUUCAUCUGGCGAGUUUCUAUCUUGGGCCGCUAUCGACCCGAAUCUCGUGGCUAUUGAGUGUAGCUCGCAAUCCUGUACAUUGUAAAGGGCAUAAAUAAAUAACCUUUUUGACGACUUUACUAUACACCUACUCUUGUAGGGAAGAAGGUAAUAGGAAAAAGAGAGAGACAGCUUUUAUUCAA
Messenger RNA from Andrographis paniculata, 1797 nucleotides. Its product is annotated as peroxisome biogenesis protein 19-1-like. NCBI's taxonomy places the organism in Eukaryota, Viridiplantae, Streptophyta, Magnoliopsida, Lamiales, Acanthaceae. Gene Ontology annotation, cellular component: peroxisome; peroxisomal membrane. The transcript has 5 exons. Bases 127 to 879 code for a protein of 250 amino acids. Gene Ontology annotation, biological process: protein import into peroxisome membrane. The record is from RefSeq and is a predicted model, not a curated record.